Messenger RNA from Vicia villosa (hairy vetch), 681 nucleotides. RefSeq lists its product as uncharacterized. The coding region runs from base 149 to 445 and encodes 98 amino acids. The transcript is spliced from 3 exons. Lineage: Eukaryota; Viridiplantae; Streptophyta; Magnoliopsida; Fabales; Fabaceae. The record is from RefSeq and is a predicted model, not a curated record.
UGCAUUAAGAUUAGAUCUUAUAUGCUACAUAUAUCAAAUCAUAUUUGCACCUCUUCUCCACCUACCUAGCUUCACACUAGCUAGUUGCACUAAUACACCAAUUUUCUUAUCAAGUUCACCAAGAAUUACCAUUUCUAGUGUUGGGAUCAUGGGAGAGCCUUCUUCUUCAUCUGCUUCAUACAUUCAUAUGGUGCAACACCUAAUUGAGAAGUGUUUGAUCUUUCACAUGACAAAGGAAGAAUGCAUGGAAGCUCUUUCUAAGCAUGCAAAAAUUAAGCCUGUCAUAACUUCCACUGUUUGGAAUGAGCUUGAGAAAGAGAACAAAGAAUUUUUUGAAGCGUAUGCAAAAUCAAAGAGUAAAGACGAACGAAUGUCCGAGGAAGAGACAAACCAGAUGCUACAGAAAAUCAUCUCAGAUUCCUCCAAAGGCUCUACCAAUGACUAAAAUCUUAUUACUCCAUUGAAAACGAUUCAUCUCUUAUCUCUACCUAUUUCAUUUCAUCAAUUUGCAUCACUCCAAAAUUACUAUCAUAUCUCUCUAGCUAGGCACUUUCAUAUGUGGUCCAUAUGUAUUGCAUGCAUAUAAAUUGUUGGUAUUAUAUUGUUGUAGUAAUUGUGAUAUAUAUUGUAAAUUACUCUAUUUAUCUGUCGAAAUAAUAAUUGUCAAAUUUGUAAAUUAAA